UCCAUCAAAUAUUUUUCAGUAUCUCUUUUUCUUACGCACUCAAAUUUUUAGUAAUAGGCAUUGGUGCAUAUAUAGGAUGAUUACCAAUAACUUGUAAACUACACUUAAAGUUGUGAGGAAAUUCACCUUUACUUCCAGAACUUCAGCAAUUCAACUCAGAAACUUCAAAAAAAAGUUUAAAUGUAAAGCUAAAUUGAACAUUUAAAUUGGUAUAUAGUAUAAUGGAUAGUGAACAACAAAAAGAUGAAAUCAAUGCUUUAGAAAGUAUUUAUCAGGAUGAAGAGUUUUCGUAUCAUAUUGAAAAUGACUUAUAUCAAGUAACACUAAAAAUAUUCAUUUUGUUGCCGGACAAUUUUUCACUGAAUUAUAAGAUUAAUAUCGAAAAAGGAGAAGAGAACAGAAAAAUUAUCAUUUCUCACUUACCACCAUUAACUUUGUUGAUUACAUUACCAUCAAAUUAUCCUUCUAAAGCUCCACCAAAAUUUAUUUUAAGAUCAUCAUGGUUAGAUAAAAAAUCAUCUACCAAAUUAUGUCAAAAUUUAGAUAACAUAUGGAAAAAAAACCCAAAUCAAGAAAUUUUAUUUUCUUGGAUCUGCUUUUUGCAAAAUGAAACUUUAGAAAUCUUAAAAAUACAUGAUAGUUAUAACAUAGAUCAUCUUUAUAAUUCCUUUGUUUUACCUAAAAUAGAUGCACCAGAACAAAGUAAACCAAAAAUUAAACAUUUUGCCAAAAAUCAAUGCUCACUUGACAAAAGAGCAAUAUUGGAUAAAUUAAAUGACUGUGACCCAGUUCAAAUGCUUAUAGAUUAUAACUCUGUUAGAAAAAAAAUUAUAUUCAGGAAAAAUUUUCACUCUUGUAAAAUAUGUUUUUCUGAUAAGGUCGGUGAGAACUGCACGCAAUUUUUACCUUGUGAACAUAUUUUUUGUAAAGAUUGCAUUGCGGGUUACUUGGAAAUUAAAAUCAAAGAAGGUGAAGUAAGCAAUAUAUUGUGCCCAGAAGAUAAUUGCUCAUCAGAGGUUUCUUCAAUUCAAGUAAAAGAUUUAGUAUCAAAUGAAUUAUUUUCCAAAUAUGAUUCCUUACUUUUGUCAACGGCAUUAGAUACAAUGACAGAUACAAUUUAUUGCCCGAGAAAAGUUUGUCAGUAUCCAGCUAGCAAAGAAAGCACUGAAAAUAUGGCAACUUGUCCUAAUUGUUUUUACAGUUUUUGUACAUUUUGCAAGAGUGUAUAUCAUGGUAUUAAUCCUUGCAAAACAAUCCCAGAAGAAAAAUUGAAAAUUUUAGAGGAAUAUAAAAAUGGCUCCCCAGAAGAAAAAGCUAAACUUGAAAUGCAAUAUGGAAAAAAACAAUUGCAAACACUUUUAGAUUCUUAUUUAUCGGAACAAUGGUUGCGUGAAAAUAGUAAAGAUUGUCCAAAAUGUUCAACUUCAAUAGAGAAAUCAGACGGCUGUAAUAAAAUGUCUUGCUGGAAAUGUAGUUGCUAUUUUUGUUGGAUAUGUUUGCGCAUAUUGGACAAGAGAUUUCCAUAUGCUCAUUAUCGAGAUGAGAAGUCCCCAUGUUUCAACUUAUUGUUUCAUGGUGUUGAAAGAAAUGAUCAUAUCGAUGAUUAUGAGGAUGUCGAUGACGACGAUGAUGAUGAUGAUGAUGAUGACGAUGAUGAUAUCGAUGAUGUCAAUGACGAUGAUGAUGAGGGUGAUAACAAUGAAAUUGUUAUGAAUAUUCUCAAUUAUGGAGUAGAAAAUCUUGUAGUUGUUGAUGGAGACGUUAUAGACAUCGCAGAUGGCUAGCAUCAGUCUAUAUUGAAAAUCUUUGAAAUUAUCAGAUUAAACAAUUGUAAAUUUUAUA
Messenger RNA from Trichogramma pretiosum, 1842 nucleotides. Its product is annotated as E3 ubiquitin-protein ligase RNF14-like. Gene Ontology annotation, biological process: positive regulation of proteasomal ubiquitin-dependent protein catabolic process; protein polyubiquitination; ubiquitin-dependent protein catabolic process. Lineage: Eukaryota; Metazoa; Arthropoda; Insecta; Hymenoptera; Trichogrammatidae. The coding region runs from base 222 to 1784 and encodes 520 amino acids. The transcript is spliced from 4 exons. The record is from RefSeq and is a predicted model, not a curated record. Gene Ontology annotation, molecular function: ubiquitin conjugating enzyme binding; ubiquitin protein ligase activity; zinc ion binding. Gene Ontology annotation, cellular component: ubiquitin ligase complex; cytoplasm.